This is a messenger RNA of Stomoxys calcitrans (stable fly), 1648 nucleotides long. Its product is annotated as probable cytochrome P450 6a13. The record is from RefSeq and is a predicted model, not a curated record. Bases 99 to 1622 code for a protein of 507 amino acids. The transcript is spliced from 2 exons. Lineage: Eukaryota; Metazoa; Arthropoda; Insecta; Diptera; Muscidae. Gene Ontology annotation, molecular function: heme binding; iron ion binding; oxidoreductase activity, acting on paired donors, with incorporation or reduction of molecular oxygen.
AAAUAAGCAGAGCACUCACUGACUUUCAUUCAGUUCUAUACAAAAACUUGAACAAAGCGUACGUUGCACGAAAGUGAUUGUGUGAAAAUCUUAACAGAAUGUUGUUUGUGGCCCUGUUGGUGCUAACCCUGUUAGCCUUGUAUCUAUGGCUGAAAGAUCAUUACUCGUAUUGGGAAAAGCGCAAUGUGCCACAUGAUAAGCCCUCGUUUUUCAUAGGCAAUAUGCAGGGUUUGGGCAAACGCUACCACUGGAGGGACAUCAAUGAGAGAAUCUAUCGUAAAUACAAAAACAUCACUCCCAUAGCAGGAUUCUAUACCUUCACCACCCGGGCUGCCUUUGUAUUGGAUUUGGACAUUAUCAAGGACAUAAUGGUGAGGCAAUUUCAAAGCUUCAGCGAUCGUGGUCUAUUCCACAAUGAGAAGGAUGAUCCUUUAACGGGCAAUCUGCUCUUCCUCGAUGGCGAGAGAUGGCGUGUAUUGAGGCACAAAAUUUCACCUGUCUUUACUAGUGGAAAAAUGAAAUUUAUGUUCCCCACCGUGGUGGGUGUGGGUGAAAAAUUGGAAAUGGCUUGCCUCAAGUCCAUGGAGACCCACAACAGCAUAGUGGAGGUUAAGGAUCUGUGUGCUCGCUAUACAACCGAUGUCAUAGGCACCUGUGCCUUUGGCCUGGAAUGCAAUAGUCUGAUUGAUCCUCAGGCAGAAUUUCGUCGCAUGGGUCGUUCGGUGUUUGAGAACCCACGCCACAAGGCUGCUGUGCAGGGAUUUAUGUUUACCAAUCCCAAAUUGGCUCAAAAGCUGAGAAUGAAAAAUUUCCGUGAUGAGGUGGCAGAAUUCUUUCUAAAGGCAGUCAAAGAAACUGUGGAGUAUAGACAGAAAAACAACAUCAGACGUAAUGAUUUCAUGGACAUGAUGAUAGAGAUGAAGGAGCAGCGUGACAAGCUAGUGGCCCAAGGUCACAAGGUGGAUGAAGAGGAUAUGGCCAGUGGUUUGACUUUGGAGCAAUUGGCUGCCCAGGCCAUGGUGUUCUUUUUGGCUGGCUUCGAUACCUCCUCCACCACCAUGUCAUUUUGCCUCUAUGAAUUGGCCUUGAAUCCAGAGGUGCAAGAAAAGUUGCGCCAAGAAAUCAUUGAUGUUUUGAAGAAACACCAAAACCAAGUUAGCUAUGAGUGUAUUAAGGAAAUGCAUUAUAUGGACAUGGUGGUAGCAGAAACUCUGCGCAAAUAUUCAGUGACCCCCCAUUUGGUGCGCACCUGUGUGAAUGACUAUCAAGUUCCCAAUACCAAUAUUGUGUUGGAAAAGGGAUUGCGUGUUAUUUUGCCCGUGGAUGCCAUACACCGUGAUCCUGAUCUAUAUCCUGAUCCCGAGAAGUUUGAUCCCGAACGUUUUCUACCCGAGGAACAAGCCAAACGUCAUCCCUCCUCUUAUCUCCCAUUUGGUGAUGGUCCCCGCAAUUGUAUUGGCAUGCGUUUUGGCAAAAUGCAAGCCCGUGUGGGCCUCAUAUCUCUGCUAAGAAAGUUUCGCUUUAGUCGCUGCAAUGAAACACAGAUACCUAUGCAGUUUACUAAAAUCAAUUUCAUACUGGGACCUGAGGGCGGUGUAUUUUUGAAGGUGGAAAAAAUUUAAAAAUAAUAAAAACCAUAUUCGAUGAG